Archocentrus centrarchus (flier cichlid) is the source of this 5670-nucleotide messenger RNA. RefSeq names its product lipin 2 (gene lpin2). NCBI's taxonomy places the organism in Eukaryota, Metazoa, Chordata, Actinopteri, Cichliformes, Cichlidae. Gene Ontology annotation, cellular component: endoplasmic reticulum membrane; nucleus; cytosol. Gene Ontology annotation, molecular function: transcription coactivator activity; phosphatidate phosphatase activity. Bases 206 to 3076 code for a protein of 956 amino acids. Gene Ontology annotation, biological process: triglyceride biosynthetic process; fatty acid catabolic process; positive regulation of transcription by RNA polymerase II. The record is from RefSeq and is a predicted model, not a curated record. The transcript has 20 exons.
UUAUGACUCUUACACAAUCAACACUGGCUGCAGAUAGCAUAUCUGUAUUUACUCCUGGGAGGGUCAUUGCAAGGUGAUUAGGUUGGCCUUAUUUGAGAUUUGAUUCAGGAUGGCAGUGAGGCAUUAUCAUCAUAAUCUGAGAGAGGAAAACAUUGGUCCCAGUGGAGUAUCCUGAGGUGGGUAAUGUAGGAGUUGAUGCUCUACUAUGGGGAUGAAGAGACAGCGAUCCUGGGGGAACAGGGAGCUCCAGGGAAGCAACACAGAGGACAGCACAGACAACAGUGAGCAGGAUGAGUCGUCCUCGCUGAGGUCAUCCUGGUCCCUGGCGGACACCAUGAACUACGUGGGCCAGCUGGCAGGUCAGGUUCUGGUGACUGUCAAAGAACUGUAUAAGGGCAUUAACCAGGCCACGUUGUCGGGCUGCAUCGAUGUUGUGGUUGUCCGCCAGAGAGAUGGCACCUACCAGUGUUCGCCGUUCCAUGUUCGCUUUGGCAAGCUGGGCGUACUGCGCUCCAAAGAGAAAGUGAUCGACAUUGAAGUGAAUGGAGAGCCCGUUGACUUGCAUAUGAAGCUUGGUGACAAUGGAGAGGCCUUUUUUGUCCAGGAAGCUGAACAGCAGAAUCAGAUUGUCCCUGCCCACCUGGCCACCUCCCCAAUCCCCACCGAGAGUCACCUGUUCUGGAUCUCAGAGGUGGAGCAUAGGGCACCAAAAGAUCUGGAAGAUGACCCUGCUGACCCGGAGGACACUCCAGAUCCUCCUGCUCCGAGCACUGUGGCCACAAAAAAGAAGAAAAGACGGAGGAAGAAGCACAAAGGAGACCCCCGUAGAGAAGAACUGACCCCACCGUCAGUCACUACUGGUAAUGCUGUUGCUGCUAACACACUCGCUGCUACAACUGCUACUAUGCCCAGCAGUGGGCAAAAUGAGGAGAUCUUUGAAAUGGACCUGAGCUCUGAUGAGGAAGCUGCAGUACAUGUAUCAAGGUCACCUUCAGUGACUACAGUGCGUGACAUUGACCCCAAAUUACCUGCAGCCAGACAUAACCUUGAUGGUUAUCCAAUGUCUGAUGGAGACUGGCCAGCUGGUGAUGGACAUGGCUUGUCUCAGGCCUUUUCCCCAAAGAGUGACUCAGAACUGGUGAUGAGGCCUUCAGAGAGUUUGCUUAGAGCUGAGUCUCACAUGCAGUGGACAUGGGGAGAAUUUCCAGAAACCACCAGAGUCACCAAGAAAGAGAAAUCAGAACCACUGAAAACAGUGACCAUCACCCCAUCUGAGAGCACCCAUUUCCGCGUCAUCCUCAGCUCUGAGGCCAUGGAGAAUGAAACAGAGGUUGAAAAAGAAGAUGCUGCCCGCUCUUCAGUGUGUAACAUUGUCAAGCCCGAGCCACGGACACCUGUCACCGCUGUAACAACUGUGAGUCCGAUAUCAUCCGUCAGCACCAUAUCUUCUGUUAGCCCUGAAACCCCUACAGAACCCUUUGAUGUCCUCCUAUCAACCUCCACCACUUGCAGUAGCCCACAGACAGAUUCACCCUCAAAGAAGAAAGGUGUUCCCAAGAGGAGCCAGCAUCAGGGUCCUGAGGAUAUCUACUUAGAUGACCUGAAUGUACUUGAACCUGAUGUUGCUGCACGAUAUUUUCCUAAGAGUGAGACUGAGGCAGCUGCUAAGCACUGGAUUGACUCAGAGAUGCGCUCUGGUUCACAGUCUCCACAGUCGGUGGGUAGUGCAGCAGCUGACAGCGGGACAGAGUGUCUCUCUGACUCAACCAGUGACCUCCCUGAUGUUACCCUUUCUCUGUGUGGAGGCCUGACAGAAAAUGCUGAAAUAUCCAAAGAAAGGUUUAUGGAGCAUAUCAUUACCUAUCACGAAUUUGCUGAAAAUCCGGCAAUUAUAGACAACCCCAACCUGGUAGUAAGGAUAGGAAAUAGAUAUUAUAACUGGACACUAGCUGCACCCUUGAUUCUAAGCCUUCAAGCAUUUCAGAAGAAUUUACCAAAGGCUACAGAGGAGGCGUGGGUGAAGGAGAAAAUGCCAAAGAAGUCAGGCCGCUGGUGGUUCUGGCGAAAGAGGGCGGAUAGUACAAUCAAGCAGUCGGAGACUAAGCUUGAAACAAAGGAGGAGCCUCAUUUGGAAGGGGAAGGGCCCUCCACAUCUCAGGAGAAGCUGGCCUUAACGCCUAAAGCAAGAGAUUCAUCCAGUGAUGAGGAGUCCAAGGAGGUGAGCGCAGCAUCCUGUCAAGAGAGGCUGCAGCCAGUAGAUGGUCAGCACCACCCCAGCCCACACACUUACAGAAAGUCACUACGACUUUCCUCUGAUCAGAUUGCCAGUCUGAAACUGAAGGAGGGGCCAAAUGAUGUGACAUUUAGCAUCACCACCCAAUACCAGGGCACGUGCCGCUGCGAGGGCACAAUCUACCUGUGGAACUGGAAUGACAAAGUCAUUAUCUCUGACAUUGAUGGCACCAUCACAAAGUCAGAUGUAUUUGGACAGAUACUUCCACAGUUGGGGAAGGAUUGGACUCACCAGGGGAUUGCCAAGCUCUACCACUCUGUAGCUGAAAAUGGCUACAAGUUCUUGUACUGCUCGGCCCGGGCUAUUGGCAUGGCGGACAUGACAAGAGGUUACUUGCAGUGGGUCAAUGAUGGAGGCACCAUCCUGCCCCGAGGACCUCUCAUGCUCUCUCCCAGCAGCCUCUUCUCUGCUUUUCACAGAGAGGUCAUUGAGAAGAAACCAGAGAUCUUCAAGAUUGAAUGCCUUACUGACAUCAAGAACCUGUUCCAGCAUAACAAGCAGCCAUUCUACGCCGCCUUUGGGAAUAGAGCUAAUGAUGUGUUUGCCUAUAAGGAAGUUGGUGUGCCAGUGUGUAGAAUUUUCACAGUUAACCCAAAGGGAGAGCUGAUCCAGGAGCAGACCAAGGGCAACAAGUCCUCUUAUGGCAGACUUAGUGAGCUGGUGGAGCAUGUGUUCCCUUUGCUGAGCAAAGAGCAGAACGAGGCCUUUGUAAUGCCGGAGUACAGCUCUUUCUGUUACUGGAGACAGCCGAUACCAGAAAUCAAUCCAGAUGAACUGCUCUGAGCCGGCACAUAUGGAUACCCAGCUAUACAGUUACAUUCAAAUGAACUGUGCUCCUGAAUGCAUCUCCUAAACACAUGUGAACUGAAACCAAAAUUGUUUCUACUUAUUAGACACACACACACAACACACUGACACAGCAACAGGGUUAUGACCGUGAGCUCAAAAAAAGCUGGUAAACUGUAUUUACUUUAGAGAUGAGUGGAGAUUAUUAUCAGAACAGUAAAUGAAUAAUACCUUUUAGAGUUCAUCCUAGGAGAUGCUCCACUAAUGCCUGCUUGUGAAGACAUCCUGAACACCCCCACUUUCUAGUCCCUGUCACUGUACAGAGUUAGCAAUUGAAGACCCAUCUUGUCUCUCUGUAAAUCUGUAACUUGUAGAAAAAAAUGGUUUGUAUAAGCCAUGAAUGAAGCAGGCAGAAGCCCCACAUGAGGAGCUAGAUUCUGAGCUGAGCAGAAGUAAUUCAAGAAACGCCCUGAAGAAGUGAAACGUAAUGUUUUAAAUGAAAAAGGCACACAUUUAAUUAAAACAGGACAGGCAAUUAACACUGGGCAGUUGUUAUGCACCAGUCAUAUUUUACUGUAGGUGCUGUGUUUGCCCAGAAGCAAGUACCCGGCCUUUAAUUGGAGGCUUUAUUCUGUUCUAAAAAAAAAAAAAAAAAAGUAGGCAUAGAGGUUGGCAAAUAACAGAUAACACAAACUAUGAACCAUGCACAGCUUUUAGUCUCCAGGAAAGCUCCAGUAAGUGUUCAGUUUUCCUCAUGUUGCUUAUUCUUCAGCCUGACUGUGCAACAGAGUUCACACGGCCGCUACACAGUGAGCCAUGUUUGGUACUGUUAAUAUCCAAGGUCAUACUUGGGAUAUGCUUUUACCAAGUAUGUGAAGAUGCACAGUUCGUUGUGACUUAAAAAAAAAAAAAAAUGAAGCAGCUUCAUGGUAUACUGUCUUGCUGUCGUUUUAAUAUGUUCGUUCUGUUAUGCAAGCUCUGGCAAAUUAAGUGUGUUUUGUUAACAAUGCAGUCAUUAUUUAUGAUGAUCAGUGUAUUUAAGUUAUGGAUUUCUGUUGUGAGGCCUUUGCUCGUCUGAAAAAUGAAUUUAUAACAAUGCAAUAUUUCAAAUUAGUAUUUUGUAUGGUGGGUCACAGAGUAACGUGCACUUAACAGUAACUGCUAGGCCUUGUACAAGCUUUCUUUGUCUCCAGCAACAACCUGUAUUUCUUUUAUUAACAGUGAAUUUUUCGACAUGUGAGGCACGUAGACAUUCCUGUGCAAACCUCAGAAUCUGCAGCUUUAUUAUUAGCAGAUGUGUGUAAAUGUGAGAGAGAAUGCUUUUGAGAUGGAACAGUGGAUAUAAGCAGAUCUGAAAAGAGCUUAAAAUGAAGGAUUUUGCUUUGUGAGGUCCUCUGUAGGAUGACUGUGGGAUGAUGAAAGUGUGUGUACCUAAUCACUGAGUGCUGCUGCUGCUGUUGGGGUGGCACCAUCCUGCACACUUUGCUUAGGUUCCCUCGGUGGCUUUAUCCAGCGCACUUUGUCAAAGUUGCACCCAGAGACUCAAGACUUACAACUCAGCACACCUCCCACCCACAUUAACUUCACUGAUGGUCUAAGUAGACAGUAGACCAGAGUAUGCAAUUACUGCAGCAAGAAGAGUUCUAGUUUUACCUCUGACAAUUCAGUUAAUCUGAAAAAUAUGUCAAUAUGAGUGACCUUUGAAAGGUGGUAGUUUUUGUUUUGUUUGCUUUUAAGGCAGAAGGGAUGAAGAAGAAAAUCAUGGUAAUUUGGGGUAAAAGACAGCAAGGUAGCAUCACAGCCACCCCUUGGCCUCGAUGUGAGAGACAGAAAAGCCUGAUCCUGUGCCUCUGGUGACUAGAGGAAGAUAAACUGUUUCUGGAGAUAAACAGGAAAUACUUGACUGUACAGGAAGCAUUUAGGGCACUUCCCUGGCAUUAUCUGUGUAUGAUUUUUCUUUUUUUUAGGAAAGGAGUUUUUGGUCAGAUGGAUCAUACCUCCAACACAAGUGUAACUGACUCUAUAUGCCAGUGUGGACUAAAAGAGCAGGAGCAGCCAAGAUCAUUUAUUAAAAAUAAGCACAAUUUAUGGUGACAGCUACGUGCUCUGCUGUUUUUGUGAUGAAUACAAUGUGUGUCGCUUUGAUUGUUUUGCUUGUUCUCUGCAAAGUGGUGAAGUCAAAUAGAUCUAUCUUAUAAUUAACAAGAAAUUCCAUUCUUUCUAUGAAAGUAAAGCAUCUUGUGUGAAAGAUUCACACUUCAUCCUCUCUGAUCCUGGAAUUGCGUGGUAUAUAAACGAACUGGUAUAGAUAUAUGCUGAUCAUUGCAUUCUUCUUUGAUGCCUUUUUGUUUUUCUUAUAACAUGUAUGAGCUAUUGUGUGAACUUAAGUUUUGUUUUGUUUGGAUGUAAUGCUUGGUAUUUGUGUCUGACCAGCAGAAAUGCAUUAAAUGUAUGCUGUGUUUGAUUUGUAUAGUAAUGUGGUUUGAAGAACAAAAUCGGUUGAAAGGGGGGGAAAAAAUCAGGCCUAAUGAAGCUAACAAAAUGUGGCUUAUGGUCAUGUUUAUAUUAAAUAAAAUUUCUAACUGAAUAAG